Messenger RNA from Stylophora pistillata, 666 nucleotides. RefSeq names its product fibroblast growth factor receptor 1-A-like. Gene Ontology annotation, cellular component: plasma membrane. The record is from RefSeq and is a predicted model, not a curated record. Gene Ontology annotation, biological process: inflammatory response; toll-like receptor signaling pathway. Lineage: Eukaryota; Metazoa; Cnidaria; Anthozoa; Scleractinia; Pocilloporidae. Gene Ontology annotation, molecular function: signaling receptor activity.
AUGACGCUUAGUUCGCUCCUGCUCGAGACUUUUCUUCUGGGUAUUUUGGGCUCUCUGGAUAGUGGAAGAAACACUCGUGCGUGUUCAGUUCCUUCCAUCCGUGAAAAUAAUGUUAACGAGGAGAAGAUCGUUCUGGUGAACUUUGGAAAGUAUGUAAAACUCAAUUGCCAGAUCAGAACCAGUGGUCAGAACACAACACUUCAGUAUUACUGGCUCAAAGACAAUCAGCCGCUCACUCCAUCAAAUCAACGACGUAUGAGGAUCCAACUCUACAAAUACUUGAAAAUAAGAAGGGUGGAGAAAGAAGACGCUGGCCUCUACACCUGUGUUGCGGUGAACGACUGCGGAAAAAAUACAUUGCGCUUCGUUAUCGGAAUUGCUCCAAAAUUCACGGAGUCGCAAAGUAAGGCGAGACACAACCUUCUUGCAGUACCCGCUGGCAAAUCCGUAAAGCUUGACUGUUCUGUCAGUGGAUAUCCCCGUCCUACCGUGACAUGGUACAAAGAAGGAUUAUCGUUUGAGGAAAGGAAAGGUGGCAAGAAACUCUCUUUAAGUAAAUGGUCAACCGUGUUAAGUUUGAAGGACCUGUAUCCGUCUGACACAGGAGCAUACACGUGUACUGUGAAAAACCCACUCGGUUGCAUUAGCCAAACGUACAAAGUAGAC